Molecule: messenger RNA, 873 nt
Organism: Alternaria conjuncta
Lineage: Eukaryota; Fungi; Ascomycota; Dothideomycetes; Pleosporales; Pleosporaceae
Exons: 2
Coding region: 1-873 (290 amino acids)
Source: RefSeq, a predicted model, not a curated record
AUGGAUACGCGCAUUCCAUCCAAAGCAGACGCGCCCGAGUACACCUUUGCUCUUGCCUACCGAAAGCCCGAACCCAUACCCAAAACCUGGGAGGCCAUGGCAGGUGACAACGGCGUCAGUUUUCUCGAUCUACCGCGAGAGCUAAGAGACAUGAUCUACAACUACAUCUGCACCGACCUGCCACAAAUCGGAGACGGAUGGCGUGAUAAGCACGACGAAGGAAAAUACGGCAUCCCCGCCGCCACCGAGGCUCAGGCCGAUAUAUUGCACGACUGCAAUAUCAUGAGGACGUGCCGCCAGGUGCAUUGGGAAUUCGCCGAAAUGCUCUACGCGCAACCCCUCCAAAUCUGCAGCCCCAUAUACGAGUUUCAGACUCAGUUCAUCCUGCCCGGCUCGCAUAUCCUGCCCUUGUCGCCAACAUACGCAGAUCUCGUUAAGAAGGUGGCUGUCCUUCACGACACAGAAAUCGGGCACACCCGAGACCAGUACCACAAAUUUGGGAAAAAUACUUUAGUCGAGAAUCAUUGGCGGAAUCUUGUCACGAUCGCGACGCAGUUAGGAAAGCUCUUUCCCAAGAUACAGACUGUACGCGUGCUUUAUCGCAUUUGCCCACGGGAUUACAGUCGUGAUAAGACAUUCCAGACUCUGUGCGGACUACAUGGCGACACCAGAGAGAAGCAAGUCGAGAAGUCUGAAAAGUUUAUCAAGGGUGUGUGUUGGAGUGAUGGGAGACCCGUGAAGCUGCCACCGCAACUAGAGCUGGUGAACUUGGACUUCGACACCAUCGUCGAAACCCCUUUGGUUGAAGCUAUAAAGAACGUGCGAGCUGCAGAGCUGCAGAAGAAAGAGCUCAAGGGAAAGCAGUGUGCGUAA